AUGUAUUCAGACUCUAGACUGCCCACCGCGGCAAAUCUCUGCCAACUCUCGGUUCUCCUCUUGGCAACGGCUUCAACGGCUUCUGGCUAUGUAGACCCUGCCGGGCCAGUUAUUACCUCGCCUCCUGAUGCGGGGGUUGUGUACUUGCGAGAUGGAACUCAGGAUGUAAGCUUCUGGGGUUAUAUAUCUGAGAGCGGAACUUACAACUGGCACUGCCGUUCGUCCAACCUCGGCAUCAACCUCUGUAUCGGUGUCUUCAGCCUCAGGUUCAUCAAGGGCGACCUCAUCCUCGACAAGCUCGUCCUCAUCAUCUUCCUCCUCAAGAAGUUCGACGUCUUCAUCUUCCACAUCUUCGUCGAGUAG
Molecule: messenger RNA, 363 nt
Organism: Clonostachys solani
Lineage: Eukaryota; Fungi; Ascomycota; Sordariomycetes; Hypocreales; Bionectriaceae
Source: the annotation of a GenBank genome assembly